Exophiala viscosa is the source of this 897-nucleotide messenger RNA. RefSeq lists its product as uncharacterized. The coding region runs from base 1 to 897 and encodes 298 amino acids. NCBI's taxonomy places the organism in Eukaryota, Fungi, Ascomycota, Eurotiomycetes, Chaetothyriales, Herpotrichiellaceae. The transcript has a single exon. The record is from RefSeq and is a predicted model, not a curated record.
AUGGCGAAGAACGGACAUUUCGACGAUGCCUGUGCGGAAGUCCUCCGGAUCAAUCAGCGGAGACAUGACAAAAUCAAGCAGCUGCCCUCAUUCUGGAUGCAGGCAGUGAAGCCGAUACCACAGAUUGCGGCCGAAGACGACUACGACCCGCCUCCACCUGCACCCAGCACGAUACCUGGACCGAUCAUUCAAGCAUCCACGGCUUCCCCAGCGAAGUUCUUCAGAGGUAUGACGGCACACUACUUCUUUCUUGGAUCUGCCGAUAAGCAAUGGUCCGCGACCGAUGGGGUUGGAAACACUAUACUCCACCUUGCGGCAUUCGCGGAGAGUCCCGAUGCCAUCGACUGGAUCCUCAAACGACCUUGUGGCACUGGCUUGCUACACAAGCGCAACAACAAUGGCGACACGCCCCUCGAAGCUCUUCAAUUCAAGCUUGAGAAGAAACGCACUCGCCAGCUCCUCCAGUCGUCCAUUGUGGCAUGCUCUGAUCAGUUUGAAAGUUAUGAUCAUACAGCGGUCCAAUGCCUCCUCAAACUACAAGGUCUGAAAGAUCCAAGUUGGAAUGAGAUGCGACGCCUGGAGGGAGGCUGCACCUGUGGCGAAUGUGUUGACGGCUGUCUGAGCCCCCGGAUGCGUCUAGUUCUCGAAAAUGAGGCUGAAUCGAUCUACCUCAAACUCAGAUGUGGUUUGGCUAGCAUGUCCGGCACAACCUACUUUGAGGAAAACAAGAACUUGCUCACUUUCCUUAGCUAUUACUGCAAGAAGAUCAUCAAGCACAACAAGUCCGUCCGUUGUGGACUAGUCAGCCUAAGUCAGCAUGUUAACGCCUCUCUCUGCUGCGGCCUACUUCCAGACGAGGACAACAUAAUGUAUGGAUUGAGGCCUUCACGAAGAUGA